Molecule: messenger RNA, 1089 nt
Organism: Naegleria fowleri
Lineage: Eukaryota; Heterolobosea; Eutetramitea; Acrasida; Naegleriidae
Exons: 1
Coding region: 1-1089 (362 amino acids)
Source: RefSeq, a predicted model, not a curated record
AUGAUUUCAAACCAUCAACAACAACAACAUCCAAUGAUCCAUUCAGAUCAUUUGGAGAGACGACAAGACACAGUGCUUCUUCAUCCAAAGGAAUUAUCAAAUGAUAUCAAACAUUCUCUUUCUUCGAUCAAUGAAAUUUACAGAGAAUAUUACAAAAAGAAGACCUAUGAUGAAUCACAACAACAACAACAACAACAACCAUCACCACCACUUGAAUCCAAAAGAAGAAGAAGAAGAAUGGACAUGAUCAUUAAACAUUUCAUUGGACAUUCAAAAAUUCAUCAUCAUUCUCACAAAUCAAUACUACACCAACAACAACAACAACAACAACUGUUCCGAUCGUCAUUGACUAAACUUCUCAAUGUUCAAAAAUUCAUACGAAAUUCUAAAAAACCAAUACUACUGUUACUCUUUGUUGUGUCAUUGUAUACCUAUUAUUAUUAUUAUUUCAAAUUCAAUCAUUCCAAAAACAAAAUUUCUGAAAACAUCAUUUCUAUGAAAAAGAUUACAAAACAUUUUAGUUUAAUUGAAAUUUUAAUUGCUAUUAGUAUUCUUGUAACAUUUAGUGGAAUGACAAGCAUGGUCUAUAAUGAAAAAUUGAUUGAAAGUAAAAUAGCAUACACUAGAAUUGAACUAAAUUUAAUUUUACAACAUGUCUAUUUAUAUUAUACCACACAUGGACGAUAUCCUAUCUCUUUGAAUGACAUUGAAAAUUUAAAGACAAUUGCUUCAUUCGAAGAUCGAUGGGAUCAACCCUAUAUUUAUAUUCCUUAUAUCGAUUGGGUAUUCAUUAUUGAAUUAUUACAAAAAUCAAAUGUAGAUGAGAAAGAAGUGAAUUAUCAAUUGGAAUGUCUUCAAACCUUAAUUCAUGGAAUUGUCUCUUCUCAUCAGAUCGUAUCUAUCGAUCCAAGAAUCAUUCUAGUAGAAACCUCUCAACGACCCAUGUUGUUUAGUUUUGGAUAUCGAAAACCAAUAUUUGCGGACUCUUUUGAUGAACAAUCGAACAUGAUUUCCUCCAAUGAAUUUAGAGAGAGAAUUCAAUUAGUGGCACAAUGGAUAAAAAUUGCAAGAGAAAAAUCGGUAAGUUGA